GAGAACAAAAGUUGACAUUUGGCAAUAUUUCAUGUUUUUAGCAGGGAACCUCAAUUUGGAUGAAACAUCUGCUGAAAACACCGAGAAAUUUGCUGACAUGAAGGCGCAGAAAUGUCACAAACGAAGCUUCUUGGGCUCCGCAGAGAGUUGCUCUGGUGCUUCAGAGCCUAAAUACAAGAAAAUUGUGGAAGUCCCUGCACUGUCUACAGGGAAUGGCAGUUUCUUAGCUAUGCCCCUCAGCAGCCACCCAGUGACCUCCACCUCGCUGACUAACCAGCACGUGUCCCUUUCUGUUCCUGCUACUGGUGUGUUGGAAAGAAGCUUCCUCAUUCCUGGAUUUUCAGCACCUUUGAUUCCAGAGUGUCUACCUGUCAGUGUGAAAGGGAGCCAAGAGAGCGGAGGCUUCGCAGAUCCUCCUCAGCAGAUAAUUAACUUUGUUCUUGAAAACGGCACACCUGAUGUUAUAAUAUAUCCAGUGCUGUCAUCUUCCAUGGAAACAUUGAUAUCCCCAAGUUUUGCAGUUAGUUUAUGUGGUUUAGAAAUGUUCAAAGAAGCCCAAGUUCCCAUAGUUCCUUCUGAAGAACCUUUCAAAAGACCAAAGCCAGUCGAAGCUUUCCGUACGUCACUUAUGGAUUAUUUCCGAGACAUGUGCAAAUCUGUGGCCACGGAGCGUGAAGUAACUCUUGAUCACCUGUUUGUUGAUGGGACGCUUGUUCAAUCCCAAACUGAAACCAAGAAUGGGAAGAAUAGUGGAAAAACAGUGGAAAAGGAGCUGGUCACUUGCAAUCUGCAAGGGAAGGAAAAGACAGCCCUUCAAACAAGCCAAAUAUUUCAAAACUUGGGAGGUAAAGACCUUGAGACUAAAGUGGUUGUGGUGCUAAUGGGCAAAAGCAUUCUUGUUCAGAAGAUCUGCCAGGACUGGUCCAACGGCGAGUUUCCUCAGUUUGAAUUUGUAUUUUGGUUCGACUGCAAACAAAUUAGCUUGCCUGAGAAGCGAUACAGCCUGAAGGAUCUGCUGCUUGAAUUUUUUGUAAAGCCUCAAGAGGGAAGCAAAGAGAUCUUUGAGUACAUAUUGCAAAAUCCUGCUAAAGUCCUUCUGGCUUUUGAUGGUUUUGAAGGAUUGCACGAUCAUGAGAAUUUUCCUCGUUGCUCAACUGGCCAGCCUGAACAAGACUUGUGCCGUGUAAAGGAGCUGCUUUCCGGGCUCAUCCAAAAAAAGCUACUCAAUGGUUGUACAUUAUUACUUACAGCAAGACCGAAAGACAAGGUGUUCCAGUGUGUGUCCAAAGUGGACAAGACUGUUGAAAUAGUGGGGUUUUCCCCUCAGCAGAGAGAACUGUACAUAACCAAAUACUUUGAAGGAUUACCCUGUUGUGGGAGUGCACUGAAAUUAAUCAAAGAGAGUGAGUACUUGUUCAGUCAUUGUUACAGCCCUGUUAUGUGUCGAUUUGUUUGUUUUCUCUGUGAGGCCGUACUUGGAACGGGAGACCGAAGCCUUCCUUCCACUCUUACUGCAGUCUUCCUGAAAUUUGUUCAGCAGAAGGUAAUACCUGUGCAAACAGAUGUUACAGCCGUGCAAAGUCAAGAGAGUCUUGCUACACUAGCCCACGUAGCCUGGUAUCUUGGGGAAAAGCACCAAAACGCCAUGAAAAGCGAUCUUCUUCCUUCAAAGAAAGUUAAAGAGUUUGCUCUGAAAUGUGGAUUUUUCCUGCCAUGUGCAUUCCUCAUGCAUUCAGAUAGUGGAGAAGAAGAGUUUGGGAGCACAUUUUCUGAUUUUGUCAUUCAGAAUUUCUUGGGUGCUCUUCACCUUAUGUUAGCAGAAGACAUCAAGGAUAAAAGUAUAACAAAGUACCUGCCUUUUUCAUCCAAGAAGAAAAAACCUUAUAACUGGUUAGAAUUAGUGCCUCGAUUUUUGGCUGGAUUGUUGUUCCUCCAGGAUGACCCCUACUUCUGCUCUCUCUCAAAUAAGGAUGCAAACCAAACAACCAAGAAGCAGAAAACAUUCUUGAAAUAUGUUAGAAGGCUGCAAAUCAAUGAGCUCUGGCCGGAGAGGUUACUCGAGCUUUUGCAUUGCAUUUAUGAAACACAAAGCAAUUAUCUUUUGCAGCAUGUGUCCUUAAGGCUGAAGCCACACCUGUCUUUUCUGGAUGUAGUUCUUACACCACCUGAUGUCCAUGUACUGCAUUCUGUUUUAAAAAGGUCAAAAAAAGAGUUUUCCUUGGAUUUACGGAACAGCAGCAUUGACGUGCGAGGGCUAAAACACCUGGUUGCCCUAAAGAAUGUGGCAUCGUUCAGGGCCUCCCUCAGUGAUACAGUCAGGCUCUGGAAAGCUUUAGAACAAGCAAAAGACUACGAACUCCUGAGAGUAUCAACAGAGAAGUUUGUUCUUGAUCCCUUUAAGGCAAAGACAAUGAAGGACGUCAGUGACCUUUCAGACCUUGUAGAGCUGCAGGAGAAGAUGAGCAGCUGUGUGGAAGAUGCAUCUGGUUGCAGCAGCUAUGAAAUCCCUGCCCUCAGAAACCUCAGAAAACUAGAAUUUGCGCUGGGUCCAGUAUGUGGCCUGCAGGGAUUCUUAAAACUCGUGGAAAUUCUUGCAGCAUUUCCAUCACUUCAGCAUUUAGAGUGA
This is a messenger RNA of Apaloderma vittatum (bar-tailed trogon), 2626 nucleotides long. RefSeq names its product class II, major histocompatibility complex, transactivator (gene CIITA). The record is from RefSeq and is a predicted model, not a curated record. Gene Ontology annotation, biological process: positive regulation of transcription by RNA polymerase II; inflammatory response; positive regulation of MHC class I biosynthetic process. Gene Ontology annotation, molecular function: ATP binding. Lineage: Eukaryota; Metazoa; Chordata; Aves; Trogoniformes; Trogonidae.